CCCCCCCCCCCCGCCCCAGGCCUGUGGGAAGAGACAUAUCUGGUACUCCUGAUGGGCCAGGCCAGUCUCUCGGCCCAGCUCCCCCGAGAGGCGGCCGGAUCCUCUGGGCUGCUCGGUAGAUGCCUUUGCCCCUGACUCCCAGGCAUGAGGUGGUUCCUGCCCUGGACGCUGGUGGCAGUGACAGCAGCAGCCGCGGGCAGCGCCCUGGCCACGGCCUUCUCUCCAGCCCCCACGGCCAUGGCCUUCACCCCAGUGCCACUGGAGGAUACAUCUUCACACCCCCAGUUCUGCAAGUGGCCAUGUGAGUGCCCGCCGUCCCCACCCCGCUGCCCGCUGGGGGUCAGCCUCAUCACAGACGGCUGUGAAUGCUGUAAAAUGUGUGCUCAGCAGCUUGGGGACAACUGCACAGAGGCAGCCAUCUGUGACCCCCACCGGGGCCUCUACUGCGAUUACAGUGGGGACCGCCCGAGGUACGCAAUAGGAGUGUGUGCACAGGUGGUCGGCGUGGGCUGCGUCCUGGACGGGGUGCGCUACACCAACGGCCAGUCCUUCCAGCCCAACUGCAAGUACAACUGUACGUGUGUGGACGGCGCCGUGGGCUGCACACCCCUGUGCGUGCGCGCGCGCCCCCCGCGCCUCUGGUGCCGCCGCCCCCGGCGGGUGAGCGUGCCCGGCCGCUGCUGCCAGCAGUGGGUGUGUGACGACGGUGCCACGACGCCACGCAAGACAGCGCAGCGCCACACAGGCGCCCUAGCGGCCACGGGUGAGGUGGAGCCGUGGCACAGGAACUGCAUAGCCUACACGAGCCCCUGGAGCCCUUGUUCCACCAGCUGCGGCCUGGGGGUCUCCACUCGUAUCUCCAACGUCAACACCCGGUGCUGGCCCGAGCAGGAAAGCCGCCUCUGCACCCUGCGACCCUGCGACGUGGACAUCCGUCCACACAUCAAGGAAGGGAAGAAGUGUUUGGCUGUGUACCAGCCCGCGGCAUCCAUGAACUUCACCCUCGCCGGCUGCACCAGCACGCGUCCCUACCGGCCAAAGUACUGUGGGGUGUGCACAGACAGCAGGUGCUGCAUACCCUACAAGUCCAAGACCAUCGACGUCUCCUUCCAAUGUCCCGACGGGCCUGGCUUCUCCCGCCAGGUCCUAUGGAUCAACGCUUGCUUCUGCAACCUGAGUUGUAGGAAUCCCAACGAUAUCUUUGCCGACUUAGAAUCCUACCCUGACUUCCCAGAAAUUGCCAAUUAGACGGGUACAAAACACGGGGCUCGGGCGUGGCCCAGUGUGUGCAAAGCAGCCAGCCCUCCGAGGCCCCCAGUUGAGCCUUCUUCGUCCACUUCCCGCUGACUUCUAACUAUCCUGAUCCAGACCGUCAGCCCCCUGUCCUGUUUCCAACCACCCGAACGACCCAUUCCGCUGCUGCUCGGGCCCAGACUCUGACUUCUCUCCUUGGCCGUGUUCUGCAUACGCUCCAGACAAAGUGCCUGUCUCCAGCUCUUCUGGACAAAACCCAAGCCUGUCCAAGUCACUGGAAGUCCUGCUGGAUCUUACCUGAGUUCCAAGGAACAGAAUCAGCUAGGCAUUUCACGUCGCUCCUUCCCUUUCUAGAUGCCAAACCACAAGACUCUUUGGGUCCGUUCACAAGCACAGAUGGGAUCUAGGACAAUGGAACAGUCUAUUAUGUGGGUCCUGCCACGUGGACGCUGAUAGACAGUUCUGACCGUAGCACACCCAAGUGUCUCUGAUUCCGAAGAUUUGGGCUAAGUCUCUCCUCAUCCCUGCACGGUAAAGGGUCCACACUGGUUCGUUUUGGUCAGAAAUGCAAUUUGAUGACUUUCAUUCUUAUUCACGGGAAAAGUCUCCAGUCAAUACUCUGGGGUCAGAACAGGGUCGGCCAAUUUUCAGAAGUGACGGACCCUGGCGUGAAUCUGCUGCUGACCAGCAGGACACCGGGCAGCUGGCCAGCUCUUCUGGGCAUCCAGACCCUCUCCCUGCUUGGGGGCUCUUGGGAGUUGGGGGAGCCCUUAGGAUGGCCCCUCUGACCCCUGAGAGUGGCAUCCCGGGACGUUGCUCUGCUCUUACGGGGCCUUGGGAGACCCCGCUGAAGUCCGGGCCGGACCCGCCUAAAGUAACGGAGACAGCUACAGGCUGUAUGUGGCUCAAACCACGAAGCGGAUCCAAUCUGCAUCAGUCUGGGGCACAAGGACACCACUCUUUCUGCUGCAGUGACCCUUCUCACAGACUUCGGGUCUGCUGACCCAAACCCCCAGUCCUGGUGUGAAGACAGGUUUACCAGUUGUCUAGAAACGGAAAUAUAUUUAACAGGGACUAAAUGCCAAAGUGGGUUGAAGCUUAAAAGGAACAGAAGGUGGUUAUGAAUGGAAAUGAGACUAUUAUUUAUCUUGUUGGCAGAAUAUAAAUAUUUACUGUCACAAUUCUUUUAUUUACUACCUUCUGUUUGCCGGAUAUUGUUCCCAGUGCUCUGCAUGCAUCGGCUCGUGGGGAGACUUGGCAAUCGUGUUGGCAAGGGCCUAUUAUUCUUCCUGUUCUUACAAAUGUGAAAUAGCAGCUCAGCAAGGUACGGAGCUUUGACCGAAGUCAGCCGGCGGGUACGUGGGGAAGUCAGGAUUCAAAUCCAAGUCGGAUGGACUUUACGACCCGUGUCUCUGCCCUUUUUUUUUUUUUAAUUUUUUUUUUCAACAUUUAUUUAUUUUUGGGACAGAGAGAGACAGAGCAUGAACGGGGGAGGGGCAGAGAGAGAGGGAGACACAGAAUCGGAAACAGGCUCCAGGCUCUGAGCCAUCAGCCCAGAGCCUGACGCGGGGCUCGAACUCCCGGACCGCGAGAUCGUGACCUGGCUGAAGUCGGACGCUUAACCGACUGAGCCACCCAGGCGCCCCUCUGCCCUUACUUUUUUAGAGCUCCCAAGCGGGUCGAGCAGGAAAACACGUCAGAGUAACCGACUUCCUGCCCUUGUUUUUUCACUCUUUUUACUGCCUCUAGCUCCUUUCCCAAGAGAAGCGUAUCUCGCUUCCAGGUAAUGUAGGUGCCUGAGCAUCCAAAAAAAAAAAAAAAAAAAAAAAUACGGGAUGGACAAAACUCCAUGAAUCGGUCCUCCCCUCCUUCAGAUCAGGAGCCAGCCUUCAUCAUGAAUUUAAGAGAUGGUUUUGUUUAUCCAAUGCUUCGGAUGAGAGAUGUGCGGGCUAUUCCUGAGGGAAUUCGGUGUUGGUGGGCCAGGGGUUCUGAAAUAGGAAAAAAGGACUGGAAAUAUGCCUUCCUGACCAUGACCUCCCCCACGCCUGGUCCAUACAAGGCAUACAGUGGUCCUCAAUAUAUAUUUGUGGAAUAAAAGACACCACGUAUGUGUUCCUACUUUUACUCAGAGGCUCUCUUCUUCCAAAGGUACAGAUCUUAUCAGCCAAAUCUUAUUUGAAGUGCCCUAGGAAGGAGACGCUGGAUAUUUAAACAAAUGUCUUUUUUUUUUUGUUGAAAAAGACAUUUUGUGUGAAGAGCAUUUACCCCAGGAAUAAGCUCUUCUCUAAGCCUGUGUGGAUCUACGUUGGAUUUUCUCAGAGUGAAAUCACCUGAGGUCUACAAAUCACAAGGACCGGAUGACGGCUAACCGCGUUUGAAAUUCAGCAGAAAUCCAAGAGCUAGGUUCUUCCUGACUCUGCAUCCCAGUUUGGAAAAAUGAGCAUAGCUUCCAAGAUCCUAGGAAACCUGGAUGGAGGAAUCCGGGAGUGCCCUGGGGCCAAGUGGGCUGGGGUAACUCCAGUUACAUUGGUUUUGAGAAACGGACGUGUCCUAGGCAGGCCCCCCUGGGAAAAGUCUCAGCUCCAUGUUCUGAAGUCAUGGGGAAGGAGAUUUGGGACCAAUGCAAGGAAAACCUUUCCAGCAGUCAGAUUCAUUCGGCAGUGGUGUGACCGACCUCAAUAAAAGUUAGGAAUAUUAGUCACAAAGAAAAAAUGUCCCUUUUUUGAAGGCCUCCUUGGUGCCACCCACUUUGCUUAAAUUAUCUUGCUAACAUUCACGACGUUUGGAAGGAAGCUUCUCGUCCCCGUUUCUACACGUGGAAAGUUUGAGACUCACAGAGGCUGAGAAAUCAGCCAAAACAAAUUGGAGCCCAAAUUCCAGCUUAUUCCCCUCGGCCUGGCUCUUGGGGAAGCCUCCAGGAAGAGCACGAAUGACCCCCAGAAGAGCAUCUCAUUGGCAAGGCCAUCCAGUAGACAAGACAGAUGGUGUCUCCAGUCCUUUGUUACUCCGUGUUCUGGGAUAAGGGGAAGGUACACGAAGGAUUUGUUAGCCUUUGGUGAAGAAAUUCACAUUAGCGCCUCAAGUGAAUUUCUCUGGUGUGCUUAGGUGGAGAGAGGAAACCCGUAUUCUCAAACCACCACUUCUUCCUAAACCUUAUUGUCAACACUUGGCGAGCACUUACUGAGUGCCAGGCCUGGGCUAGGUGCUUUCCUGCUAUAUCUUUCUUAGUCCUCAUAGCAAACCUAUGAGACUUGGCGUUAUAAUCGUUUUCCGCGUCAGAGAGAAGACGCUGGGGCUCAUAGAUGUUACGUCCUCUGCUCAGUGUCUUACUAGCUAGGGAACUGCAGACCGGGAUUGCCAACCAAGGUCAGUCUGACCCCUGAGCCACCUCUCCUGACCCGAAGCCCGGUGCACAUGCCCCCGAGAUCAAAAGGUACCAAGAGGUGCUUUACUGACAACAGGGCCGUGUCUGGACAAUGUUAAUUUCAAGGUGAUUCAGAGAGGGAGUCAAGCAAGUAGGUUUGAAUGAUACAGUUGUCUAUAAUCUCAUUAACAUUGUGCUGUGUGUACAUAGAGAUCAUGGGGAAGCAACGAAACCCCUGACCAUUCUAUUGAAUUAAGUCACUGCUUUUUAAAGACUUAUCUUGCUGUAAAGCAACUCCAAUAAUAAGCCUGCACAGCUUGGGACUCACGAAUGGUCAGAAUGGUCAACUGUGUAUCUGUGCACAUAUACGUGUGUGUGUGUGUGUGUGUGUGUGUUUAUAUCUAUUUUCAAACUGUGACUUCGUAUUUAAGUAUUCCUACCGCCAUUUUUGCAAGUGACUAAGAAAUACAAAUGAAGGAACGUUUUGGAAUUUCCCAAUAGAGGAAAAAAAGAGCACUUGGGCGAUCUGUCAUGUUUUGCAACAUUCCUCAUUUUUCUCCUGAUUUGUGUAACGUGGAACAUGUUUGUUCAAUGUGAAGGAUUUUCGGUGCGCAAAUUCCCCGUUUAUGCUUCUGUCCUUAAGGCAAUAAAUCAUCAGCAAAAUGA
Messenger RNA from Felis catus (domestic cat), 5284 nucleotides. It is a transcript of the gene CCN4, whose product is annotated as cellular communication network factor 4. Gene Ontology annotation, biological process: signal transduction; cell adhesion. NCBI's taxonomy places the organism in Eukaryota, Metazoa, Chordata, Mammalia, Carnivora, Felidae. The record is from RefSeq and is a predicted model, not a curated record. The transcript is spliced from 5 exons. Gene Ontology annotation, molecular function: heparin binding; integrin binding. The coding region runs from base 145 to 1248 and encodes 367 amino acids. Gene Ontology annotation, cellular component: extracellular matrix; extracellular region.